This is a messenger RNA of Suillus subalutaceus, 1796 nucleotides long. RefSeq names its product 26S proteasome subunit RPN7-domain-containing protein. Bases 46 to 1503 code for a protein of 485 amino acids. The transcript is spliced from 9 exons. Gene Ontology annotation, molecular function: protein binding. Gene Ontology annotation, cellular component: COP9 signalosome. NCBI's taxonomy places the organism in Eukaryota, Fungi, Basidiomycota, Agaricomycetes, Boletales, Suillaceae. The record is from RefSeq and is a predicted model, not a curated record.
UGGGACUCGACCGUCACGUCCGUUUCCUACCCAAGUGUCUUACGGAUGGACAUUGAUUAUAUUGAAAACGAAGCCUCCCUAUUGCAACCUCCCGCAGUCCAGAGGAGACGAAUCCGACCAGUGGACGAUGCUCAUCCUUUCGAUCUAGAUGCAUACAUCUCGGGAUAUUCUGGUCGUACUGCAUUUGACAGGCUUGUGCACAUUAUCUCAACAUGUCCGACUUUGGCACCACAGGCAUUGAAACUGGCGUUCGCGCAGAUCGAGGAGCUUCGCGAUCCGACCCUCUAUCAGACUGCGAUGAAUGCAUAUGAUGCUGUGGCGGACCUUCCGGAGGUGCAGCUCCCUCCUAGCGAGUUUUGCUCAGUGAACACGGUUUGGUGCGAAGAUGUUACGAAGAAGAAUCAAGCGGAGAGAACGAAGCUAGAGGUCGAGCUGAAGACGUAUUCUAACAACAUGAUUAAGGAGAGCAUAAGGAUGGGCCACAGGGACCUCGGUGAUUUCUACCGCGCCACUGGAGACUAUACCCAAGCACUUAAACAUUAUACGAAAUCAAGGGAGUUCUGCUCAACAAGCCAACACGUUCUUGACAUGUGUCUUUCUGUGCUAGAGCUUGUGAUCGAACAACGCAAUUACUCACACAUAUCUUCCUACGUCUUUAAGGCUGAGGGUGCACUUGAUACGGCAAGCGCAGCAGCAGCAUCCAAUACCGCUCCCGGUUCCAACAUCUCAGCUGCCCCGCCACCUAAAAGGUCAGCAGAACGUGACCAGGUACAGUCCAAGCUGGAUUUUGCGAUGGCUUUGUUCCACUUAGGACAAGCCAACUACGAAAAAGCUGCCCAACUUUUCCUGAAGAUCGGCCCUCCGGAUUCUCUUGGUGAUUGGAUUGGCAAGCUCGUCGCUCCCGGUGAUUUUGCGAUAUAUGGGACUCUAUGUGCUCUUGCCAGCAUGUCGCGAUCUGCAAUCAAGUCUCAACUUACGGGAAACGCUAUUUUCUCUGCGUACAUCGAGCAAGAACCAUAUGUUCGAGACUUGACCCAGUCAUAUCUCUCAAGCGAUUUCAAAAACGUCCUGGAACUUCUUGAACGGUAUUCGACGCGCCAUUACGUGGACAUUCAUAUGUACUCACAUGUAUAUGAUUUAACGAACCUCAUUCGUAAUGUUGCGGUCGUGCUUUACUUCCAGCCAUUCCAGACCAUUCGUCUCGACAGGAUGAGCGUCGCAUUCGGCUGGACCGUUGACGAGGUUGAGAAGGAGGUAGUUGCACUCAUUCAAAGCGGCCAGAUUCAAGGUCGAGUUGACAGUCAGAACAAGAUCCUGAAAGCGAGAAAGGUAGAUCAUAGGGCCGAAUUGUUCGCGCGUGCCAUAAAGACCGCUGCUGAAAUACAAAGCACCAACCGCAAGCUACUGUUGCGGAUGCGUUUGCAACAAGCAGACUUGGUGGUGAAGCCGCCAAAGUCGCGUCGUGAACAAGAUCGUGCGGGGGAUCUUUUACAGGGCGAUUGAUGGCUAUAUGAUGCUAGCAGUGAAGAGGUUCUGCGUAAGAUUCGCCCUAUGCCGCUGGUAUUCCAUAGCUCUCUCUCGGGACUUGUUAAGACUGCUCUUUUCUGAGACAUCGUGGGUUGAUCGUGGGAUCGAAGCGUUUUGGGAAGCUGAGCGGCAUCAUGAUAGAGGACAAGUAGAUGAGGUUCUCUGGUUUCCGACCAAGUAAAAUCCUCGGGGGGCAAUUAAUUACAACUUUAUGGCCAAGACGAGAAUACGUCUGCCAGAAUAUCAGCGUUUAGGAGACUCACUUCGAG